This is a messenger RNA of Pollicipes pollicipes, 3208 nucleotides long. Its product is annotated as glucose dehydrogenase [FAD, quinone]. Bases 340 to 2208 code for a protein of 622 amino acids. The record is from RefSeq and is a predicted model, not a curated record. Gene Ontology annotation, molecular function: flavin adenine dinucleotide binding; oxidoreductase activity, acting on CH-OH group of donors. The transcript has 11 exons. Lineage: Eukaryota; Metazoa; Arthropoda; Thecostraca; Pollicipedomorpha; Pollicipedidae.
GAGAGCCGCCACGGUCAGCACGUGCCACACGGCGGCGCAGACCGGCUACAGCGGCGGUCGCGUGAUCUGCCGGCGGAAGUGAGUGUGCGGCGAGGGACUUUCCUUCAGCGACAGCGCGGGCGCCACGGCCAUGGGCGGUUCGCACGGCGGCAGCGGCGACGACCUGACCACCUCGGCGGCGUGCAGUCGGUGAUGUGCGGCCCCGGUGCGCGCGGCGGCGGAACUCAGCGGCUGCUGUGACCCCGAAGUGAGGCUGAAGCGUCCCUGAGCGACGCUGUGGUGACCCCUGUGCCGGGGGGAGGUGUUCACCGGACGGCGCCGUGCAAGGACUCAGUCGCCAUGCCUCUGAUACCGGUGCUGGGAGUGACGGCCGCGGCGCCGUCGGCCGCGGCCGCGCUGGUCGUCGGCGUCUGGUUUGUGCCGCUCCUCCUCACCGCCAUCGCCUACUACCACUACGACCUGGUCGAUCCCGAGUCCAGGCCCAUCAACAGGAAACGGCUCUUCAAGAAAUACGACUUCAUUAUUGUGGGGGCCGGCUCUGCGGGAGCCGUGGUGGCGAACCGGCUGACGGAGAACCCGGCGCACAAGGUGCUGCUGCUGGAGGCGGGCGGCGACGAGACCGAAGUAUCGGACGUGCCCGCGCUCGCUGGCUACCUGCAGCUCAGCAAGCUGGACUGGCAGUACAAGACGGAGCCGCAGCCCAGCGCCUGCCUCGCCUACAUCGGACACCGCUGCAACUGGCCACGCGGCAAGGUGAUGGGAGGCUCGUCAGUGCUGAACUACAUGCUGUACGUGAGGGGGAACCGCAAGGACUACGAACAGUGGUACAACAACGGCAACUACGGCUGGGACUUCGAGACCGUCCUGCACUACUUCAAGAAGUCGGAGGACAAUAGGAACCCAUACCUCGCCAGAAAUAAGCGCUUCCACUCCACGGGCGGCUACCUGACCGUGCAGGAAGCACCCUGGCGAACGCCGCUCGCCACCGCCUUCGUCUCGGCCGGCAUCGAGAUGGGAUACGAGAACGUGGACUUCAACGCCCAGCAGCAGACCGGCUUCAUGAUCCCGCAAGGCACAAUACGAAGAGGCUCCAGAUGUAGCACGUCUAAGGCAUUUAUCCGACCGGUGCGACUCCGGAAAAACCUCCACACGGCAAUGCAUUGUCACGUGACAAAGGUCCUGAUCGACCCGGACACGAAACGGGCCUACGGCGUGGAGAUGGUGCGCCACAAGAAGCGCUACAUCCUGUACGCGCGCAAGGAGGUGAUCCUGUCGGCAGGCUCACUCAACUCGGCCCAGCUGCUCAUGCUCUCGGGCGUCGGACCCGCCUCGCACCUCUACGAACACGGGAUACCAGUGAUUCAAGAUCUCCCAGUCGGAUACAAUCUACAAGACCACAUAGGAACAGGAGGAAUAGUUUUCGUGCUAAACAAGCCCAUAUCUCUUGUUCAAAGUCGCUACGAAAACAUUCCGAGCAUCCUCAAAUAUGCAAUGUUCGGCUCAGGUCCUCUAACGGUGCUGGGCGGCGUGGAGGGCCUCGGCUUCGUGAAGACCAAGUACGUGAACCAGACGGAGGACUGGCCGGACGUGGAGUUCCACUACGUCAGCGGCACGCCCGCCUCCGAUGGCGGCCGGCAGAUUCGGAAAAUCCAGGGUCUCUCGGACGAGACGUGGCAGAUGUUCAAGCCCAUUCUAUUCCGGGAUACGGUGACGAUCGUGCCCAUGCUGCUGCGGCCCGCCUCCAAGGGCGUGGUGCAGCUGCGCUCCGCCAACCCGUACGACCCGCCGCUCCUCGUACCCAACUACCUCACGGAGGAGAUUGACAUUAGGACUAUGGUGGAAGGCAUCAAGAUCGCAGUGGCGAUCGGUGAGACGCAGGCGUUCAAGCGGCUAGGGGCCAAGUUCUACAAGGUGCCGAUGCCGGGCUGCAAGCACACGCAGCUGUGGACUGACGAGUACUGGGAGUGCUUGGCGCGCUACUACACAAGCACCAUCUACCACCCGGUGGGCACGGCCAAGAUGGGGCCCUACUGGGACCCUGAGGCCGUAGUCGACCCUGAGCUCAGGGUAUACGGCAUCUCCGGGCUGCGCGUGGUGGACGCGUCCAUCAUGCCGCAGGUGGUCAACGGCAACACCAACGCCCCGACCAUCAUGAUCGGCGAGAAGGCGGCCGACCUCAUCAAGCGCUUCUGGAGCGAGCAACACUAGCAACGCGGCCCCGCUGCGGCGCACGCGCCACUGCGGCGGGACAGGGUGGCACCGCGCGCCCGGAGCGAGCGUCAGAGGGGGAGCUCGGUCUCCGCCGCGCGCGGCUCGGACACAGACCGUUGUUGCCGGUGGAGUGCGUGUCCGGCGGAGGCGGGCCUCGGGGGCUCUGCCUCGGACCACAGACGACGCCGUGGCACGCGUGUCGCAGCGGAGUUGCGGAGAUGAGGCGUCUAGCGCGCGCCCUCGCCGGCGCCAGUCAGGGGGUGCUGCGAUACGGGUGUAGAUGUUAGUGACGCGACUGCGCGGCGCUGCGCCGAGGGCGGCGGCGGUGUCCUCUGAUCCCCUACCACGACGCAGUGCGCACCGUUCUGACGUGCGCGACCUCGCAGGUGCGUCUGACUCGCCCAUCACAUGUGCCAUCCCCAGUGCUCAAAGUGAGGCCAGGCGCGCGUGGUCGCCGCCUGCUCCUCCGGCGGGGCUGGAUGCGACGGCCACGCUCAAGGGUGGAGUCCGACGAGGGACGUCUGUGUCGCGGGCGGGUGCAAGGUGACGGUGCGGCGACGAUGUACAAAUCAAAAUGGCCUGUCGCGCGGCGGUGGGCGGGCCUGGGGUGACGCCCCGCCCCGGGCCGCUGGGUCAGCCCCGCCCGCCGCCGACCGACCGCGGCCGCUUUUUGAACCGCUUGCAGUAGCGCUGUAGUAAUUUAUUGGACUUCGGAUGCAUGCAUAUUCUAUGUAUUCUCGAAUUACUUGUACGUAGUUUAUGUGAUAAUGUGGUAUGAGCAUUAUCGCUGGCAUUGUUCUUUAGUAUGGACACUGUCCACUGUUACCUAAUUUACAGAUUUGCUUGUGAGCUGUGCUUGAUAGCCUAGUUCAAGAAUGUGUCGGGAAUGAACGUAUGGCUGAGUAUAUAAAUGAACGCUGCCUGACUGCAAAAUCAUGUGUUCGCUCAGUGUUACGGUGGUUGAUAUGGAAUGCUUGCACACACUGCCGUUGAUAAU